AUGGGAACGAAUGUUCUGUUGAAAUCUAUUGUAGGAUUCAAAUCAGAGAAGAGAAAACAAAAUUGUAUUCAUAAAUAUUUAUCAACAAAUAAUUUCCAAAAUCGAAACAAGGUCAAGGGAACAAAAACUUUUCUUAUUCUCGUCUUAUCAAAAAUCAAAAGAAAACAAUUAAAGCUUAGGAAUAUUUUCGAGGUUUAUUCCUUUGAAGACUCGGCGACAUGGAAAAAGACGGAAAACGGCGGUGUGGCAUUGUACAUUAGUUAUGAAAAACGAUGUAGAAGCACAGCAAGUUAG
Molecule: messenger RNA, 294 nt
Organism: Clunio marinus
Lineage: Eukaryota; Metazoa; Arthropoda; Insecta; Diptera; Chironomidae
Source: the annotation of a GenBank genome assembly